GUUGCUGCUCGAGUGGGUGCUCUUAGGUACACAAAGAGAGAUGAUGUAUGUGUUUUGUGUCAUAGGGAGAAAGUACAAAAAAUGUGGUUCCCAUUCACGGAUUGAAACUUGUUCUCAUUCCCAUGGAUUCUGCUCACAAUUACACUCGCAGCUAUCAUUAAACACCAGUUCAAAAUAACUUGUGAGUGGUGGUGUUGUGGUUCUGGAGCGAAUCGACGGGGUACUAACAGAGGAUCCAUGCUUAGGAAUAAUGAAAUUUCCCGCUUUUCUCUUAAUCUCAGCACUCUUAUCAGGAAGAUUCUGUGCAGCUCUGGAACGGACAGGGAAUGGCCUGUUGUCGAGUGGUGGGGCUCACGACGAGGCUCAUGACGAAGGUCGAGAAGAUGCCAAUGGACAGAGUGAGGUUACCAGCGAGGAGAAGCCAAAGACUCAGCUCGCUGCGGUGUGUGGGAACGCGGUAUACCAUGUCCAAUCUCAAGGCGAUAUGGACUUUAUAUCCGAGCAGUGUAGCCAUAUCACUGGAUCCAUUAUUGUUGAUGGUGAGUACUCAGAUCCUGUUCUUGAUACUGGAGAGCUUCAGAACAUAGGUGGCAGCCUUGAAGUUCACAGGAUACCGGGAUUGGUUCGAAUGGACUUGCCAAAUGUGGCAGUGAUAGAUGGGACCUUUGGCUUGAAAGAAUUGACAUCGUUGACUUCCAUAAAUGCUCCCACUUUAAACAAGGUUGGUGUUAUCGAUUGGAAAGUGCUUCCGAUAUUGAGCACCGUUAAUUUUGACUCUGGGUUGUUCGACAUUAACAGCAUCACCAUAUCCGAUACCUCCCUCAUUGGGUUCUCGGGCUUUGCUGUCGAGAGCUUGGAUACUUUGAACAUCAACAACAAUCGGUUUAUGGAUACCAUCAGCUGUAACUUGAAAGGUGUAACGCGCAGAUUAAGCGUCAGUGCGAAUGCUAGAAACGCUGCUGUGUCAUUUCCUAAUUUGGAGUACGCCAAUAACAUCACAGUGAGAGAUGUUGCAUCCUUAAACGUGCAAAAUAUUGAGCACGUUAAUGCCUCGAUGGAGUUGAUCAAUAACGACUUCCAAACAGUGAAACUUCCAAAGUUGAAACACAUUGGUGGCACGUUAUCACUCAUUGAAAACCACAACUUGAGAGAUCCAGACUUCCCAGCGGUUGAAGAUGUUGGCGGUGGGUUGAUGGUCAUCAACAAUACAAACGUCAAUAAGAUCAGCUUCCUUCCAAAGUUACAGAGCGUUGGCGGAGCUAUCGAAUUCGUUGGUGAUUUCAAAGAGACAUCGUUUGGCCGGUUGAAUUUGGUUCGUGGCUCAGCCAUUAUCAAAAGCUCAUACGAAGACUUCGACUGCUCCCGCUGGAUUAGAGGUGGCGAUCAAAACGGCACCCAGGCCUCUAUCAUCAGAGGUGGUAAGAUUAUAUGCACCAGUGCUGGAAAACAGCAGGUUGUAAAGUACGACACUGAUGGAGCCAUUGUGGAUGAAGAGAUCUCGUACAUUGACGAUUCUGAAACACAGGAUGGCAGAGUCGGAGAGAAUGGAGCCAUAAGGGCCACCAGGGGAGGCCACGUGUCCUUCAUCUCAUUUGCAUUGGUGAUGGCUAUCGUUCUCGUCAGCUUUUGAUGCCAUGAGCCAAAGCCUUGGAUGUGUGAGUUUCCAACUAACGACCGGCACAACAUCCCUCUCUCAUCGUGUAAUCUCACCCAGAGAAGCCCAGCCUCCACGAGUCCAUCGUUCAGCACUCCAUUGAAACUAUCCAGAAGUAAUAAAC
Messenger RNA from Williopsis jadinii, 1778 nucleotides. RefSeq lists its product as uncharacterized. The coding region runs from base 251 to 1630 and encodes 459 amino acids. NCBI's taxonomy places the organism in Eukaryota, Fungi, Ascomycota, Saccharomycetes, Phaffomycetales, Wickerhamomycetaceae. Gene Ontology annotation, cellular component: fungal-type cell wall; plasma membrane. The record is from RefSeq and is a predicted model, not a curated record. Gene Ontology annotation, biological process: ascospore wall assembly. The transcript has a single exon.